This is a messenger RNA of Monodelphis domestica (gray short-tailed opossum), 4606 nucleotides long. The record is from RefSeq and is a predicted model, not a curated record. NCBI's taxonomy places the organism in Eukaryota, Metazoa, Chordata, Mammalia, Didelphimorphia, Didelphidae.
CUGAGUGCCAACAAUGCCCUAAGUGCCCUGUGGAACCCAACUGAACUCCCAGGAUUUGAAGACUGAGCAGCCCCUAAGGAGAAGGGCUGGAAUUAAGGAAAAGGAGAAUUGCUUCCCUGGUUCUUGGGUCUCAAAACCUCCAACAUCUAGAGGCCAAGCCUCCAAAUGACCUGGAGGAGGGUCAGGAUUGUGGAGAAAAGAACUAAAGAAAAAGAGCAGAGCCAAGGGUGGGACAAUGAAUGAAUUGACAUAAAGUCAAAGGACACUGGCUGUGUCAUGGAAGAGGGCAGGUACCCCUUGUAUGGGGUAUGCUGGGACCAAAGCUGACCCUAGAGACUUGAAGACCUAGGACCACACCAUGGAGGAACCACAGAUAGACUAUGAAGUGGUGUUGGAGGAGAGGCUGGAGAUGGAGGAUUAUGAUGACCCUGGACCCCUUCCUCUCCAGGAAAUUGUGGAGGAACAACCAGAUCACCCGCAGGAUCCAACAACCAGAGACUACCAGACCACACCGGACCCAGGCACCCACGAGGUCUAUGUGGAGCUGCAGGAGCUGGUGAUGGAUGGGAAGAACCAGGAACCUCGGUGGAUGGAGGUGGCCCGCUGGGUUCGAUUGGAGGAGAACCGGGCUGAGGCAGGGGGCUGGGGUCGUCCCCAUGUUUCUUGCUUAACCUUCUGGAGUCUCCUGGAGCUGCAGAGAACUUUUAAAAGGGGCACUGUGAUGAUGGACCUGACUGAGUCCACCUUGCCUGGGAUUGUCAAUCAGCUUCUAGACCAAUUCAUCUAUGAAGGUCAGAUCCGGCCCCAGGACCGGGAUGUGCUGCUCAAGGCUCUGCUGGUCAAACACAGUCAUGAAGGAGAAUUGGAAGCUCUGGGAGGGGUGAAACCAGCCUUGCUAAACCGCUCAGGAGAUCCCUCUGAGCCCCUGUUGGCCCAACCCUCCUUAGAGAGACAGAUCUACUGUGAGCCGGGAGAGGGUACCUCAGGUAUCCCAGGGCCAUCUCACAUCCUGGAGAAGAUCCCUCCUGAUUCAGAGACCACGCUGGUAUUAGUGGGUCGAGUCUCCUUCCUGGAACAUCCCAUCCUGGGCUUCGUGCGACUUAAGGAGGCAGCCAACCUGGAAGAAGUUGCUGUCCCGGUGCCAGUCCGUUUCCUCUUGGUGCUCUUGGGGCCCGAGAGCCCCCACGUGGACUACACCCAGCUUGGCCGGGCUGCUGCCACCUUAAUGUCUGAGAAGGUGUUCCGAAUAGACGCCUACUUAGCCCAUGACCGGAAGGAGCUGGUCCAGUCCCUGGAAGGUUUCUUGGACUGUAGCGUGGUGCUGCCCCCCACGGACGCGCCCUCGGAGGCUGCGUUACUCACCCUGGUCCCGGUGCAGCAGGAAUUGCUGCGAAGACGCUACAAGCUCAGCCCCUCUAAGCCGGAUCCCAGCUUCUACAAGGGAUUAGACUUGAAUGGGGCUCCCCAGGGUCAGGAUGACCCCUUACAGCGGACAGGCCACCUCUUUGGGGGCUUAGCUAAGGAUGCUCAGCGUCGGUUUCCCAAGUACUUGAGUGACAUCACGGAUGCGCUGAGCCCCCAGGUCCUCGCAGCCGUGAUAUUCAUCUACUUCGCAGCCCUCUCACCGGCCAUCACCUUCGGGGGCCUCCUAGGAGACAAGACUGAGAACAUGAUGGGGGUGUCAGAAUUACUCAUCUCAACAGCAGUGCAGGGCAUCCUCUUUGCCUUGCUGAGUGCCCAGCCCCUGCUUGUGCUCGGUUUCUCAGGACCCCUGCUUGUCUUCGAAGAGGCCUUCGCUGAGUUCUGCAAGAGCAAUGGCUUCGAAUACAUCGUGGGCCGGGUAUGGAUUGGCUUCUGGCUGGUGCUGCUGGUGGUCCUGGUGGUGGCCUUUGAGGGAAGCUUCCUGGUGCGCUACAUCUCCCGCUACACCCAAGAGAUCUUCUCCAUCCUCAUUUCUCUCAUCUUCAUCUAUGAGACCUUCUCCAAGCUUAUCAAGAUAUUCCAAGAACACCCACUGCGGAAAGAGUAUGCCUACAACGUGAGCUGGGACCCCAAGCCCCAGGCCGCCCUCCCCAACACUGCCCUCCUGUCCCUGGUGCUCAUGGCUGGGACGUUUUAUUUUGCCAUCACAUUUCGCAAGUUCAAGAACAGCUCCUACUUCCCUGGAAAGCUCCGCAGAAUAAUUGGAGAUUUUGGUGUUCCCAUUUCUAUCUGCAUUAUGGUCACAGUGGAUAUAUUCAUUAAAGACACCUACACCCAGAAACUCAAAGUGCCCAAGGGCUUCGAAAUCUCUAACCCAAGCGCCAGAGACUGGUUCAUCCACCCCCUGGGCUUGUACAAAGAGUUUCCCCUCUGGAUGAAGUUUGCUUCCGUUGUGCCAGCUCUACUUGUCUUCAUCCUCAUCUUCCUGGAGUCGCAGAUUACCACACUCAUUGUCAGCAAACCAGAGCGGAAGCUGGUCAAAGGCUCGGGUUUCCACUUGGACCUGCUGCUGAUCGUGGGCAUGGGCGGAGUGGGCGCCCUGUUUGGGAUGCCCUGGCUCAGUGCCACCACAGUGAGGUCUGUGACCCAUGUCAAUGCCCUCACUGUCAUGGGGAAAGCCAGUGCACCAGGUGAACGGGUUCAAGUCCAGGAGGUGAAGGAACAGAGACUCAGUGGACUCCUGGUCUCAGUACUUGUGGGUGUCUCCGUCUUCAUGGAACCCAUUCUGUCCAAGAUCCCCCUGGCUGUUCUUUUUGGCAUUUUCCUGUAUAUGGGAGUCACAUCACUGAGUGGCAUCCAGCUUUUUGACCGGAUUUUGCUCCUCCUGAAGCCUCCCAAAUACCACCCUGAUGUCCCCUAUGUCAAGCGGGUAAAGACCUGGCGUAUGCACGUGUUCACUGGCAUCCAGGUUAUCUGCCUGGUGGUGCUGUGGGUGGUAAAGUCAACUCCUGCCUCCCUGGCACUACCCUUCGUCCUCAUCCUCACCGUGCCCCUACGCCAAUUCCUGCUGCCCCUCAUCUUUCGAAACUUGGAGCUCCAAUGUCUUGAUGCUGAUGAUGCCGAGAUUACAUUUGAUGAAGAAGAAGGCAGAGAUGUAUAUGAUGAAGUGCUCAUGCCAUCGUGAGCCAAGAAGACUACCCUCAGCAUUCUCUCCCAUACUUUCUCAAGACCUGAAAACCCCCUUCAUCACCUUUAUUAUUAGGGACAUCCAUACCAACUCUAGAUGGAAAUAGGGACCCUAUGCUGGCGAGCCAUUCCCUUUGGGUCCAGGACAACUGCCCACCCAUAGGGUGGGGAGCUGAAGAUAUGGGAGAGGGUAAGGAGAACCCACUAGGGAAAACUAUUAUUUAUAGAUUUUUUAAAAUUUUGCUACUUUUAUAUUGUGCCCCAAGGAAAUGAGAGCAAUAGGAACCUCUCUGGCUUAGUUUCCCCAUCUGUAAAAUGAAGGAAUUAGACUAGCUAACUUUUAAGAUCCCUUCCAGCUCACAGUCCUGGGAUUCCUCAGUUUGUGGUCCCUUAACACAUUCUUAGACACAUACACAUGCAUAAACAUCACUGUCACACACACACACUCAUAUCUUCAUGCCAUCCUAAAAACAUGAACUAUUAGGACUUAAAGGGAUCUUAACAUCAUUUCAUUUAACUCUAAUUUUCUAGAGGGGGAAACUGAGGCAUAGAGAGAUAUAGUUAGUUCAUGGAAGAACCAAGCCAGAAAUCUCUCCACUAUAAUUGCCAGACUCCAGUUAGACACUGUGGGGUAUCUUACCCAUCUGUUCCCAGCUGCACUCUGGGAAAUCUUGGUCUUCCUGCUCUCCCCUUUCCCCCAUCCUAUGCAAUUCUUCCCACCAGCCUGGAAGGCCUCCUAGCUUCCCAUCUGAUGAACUUGGUGCUAAAAAAAAGGCUUUGCCCCUCCUCCGAAAGUGGGGGGUGUUGGAGGGAGUAAUUUAGGCAGGAAUUUAGAAUUAUUUUGCCACUUUCCUGUACAAUCCAGCUGUCAAUUGAGCCUUAUUCAAGUGGCCCCAACCAAUAGGGUUUAAAUAGGUGAGUGUGUGUGUGUGUGUGUGUGUGUUUGUGUGUGUUUGCUUGUGUGUGUUGGGAAUGGGGGAAGGAGGGAGGGCAUAGAACAAGGAUUUGACCUUUAGGAAGAAAGAACAUUUGACUAGGAAUAGAUGGUCAGAAAGACCAUCAAUGCAUAGAAGUAGGAUUUGUAAUUUAUUGUGUAUUUUCUAAGAAAUUUAAUCAUAUUUUAGGUUUAGUGACUGGGAAUCAUGGACCUCUCUCCCAUUCUCCUCAAUACAAACUUUGGGAAAAAAAAGAAUUGGGGGAGGAGAGGGUGAGAAUUCCCCCAGGAAGUAGGGAGGAACAAAUCUAUUUUUUUAUAAAAGGAAAAUAUAAAAAAGAGUUGGAAGAACCUCUAUUUGGGGAAAAAGGCAACUUAGAAGAAAGACAUGGGGACCUGAGGAUGGCGAUACAUUUAGCUUCCAUUCUUGGAAGAUGAACUCUCCUCUGUUCCAUCCCACUUUCCUUGAUAAAGGGACUACCACAAGGAAACCCUGCCCCCCCAAAAAAUCCUCUCCCAUUGCUUGUGAAUUUAUUUUGCCAAUAAAUCCAUUUAUGCCUGUGA